Lentinula edodes (shiitake mushroom) is the source of this 258-nucleotide messenger RNA. RefSeq lists its product as uncharacterized. The transcript has a single exon. The annotation marks the transcript as partial. The record is from RefSeq and is a predicted model, not a curated record. NCBI's taxonomy places the organism in Eukaryota, Fungi, Basidiomycota, Agaricomycetes, Agaricales, Omphalotaceae.
GAUUUUGCAAACCCUGAAGUUGCACCACUGAUUCAUGUUUAUCCUGAGGAUGUUAAUGGCAGUCCCAUUUCUGAAAUGUGGCAAGUACCAAAGGGUCGAUGGAUGGAACUUCCACUCGAUUUUCUCACCCCAUCCAUUCUGGUUGAUAAUAAACGGCACUAUAUUCAUGAAGUGGCUCAACUGAAGGAUCAUCAGUGGGUAAUUCCUAAGAUGUGGAUCACUCAGGCAGGGGAAAUUUUUGCCAGUUGUUCGACAUGA